AUGGACAACCUGCCGGCCGCUUCCCGCCCUCAGCUGCAGCUCCAACUGACCGAAGAGGUCAGAUCACUGAUCGAUAGGUUCGUCGACUUGGAGGCUGAGGGGGUACACCAAGGUCACAACUGGCUUUUGCACCUAGCAGACAGGGCCACCUCAUUGGAAGAGGUUACACAGAAGCUUUCUAUCAGGCUGCGGGCCUUGGUAUGGCUGCUUCUGGCUCGGGCAGUGGUGAUGCACCAGCUUUGCCUUCUAGCAGGGUUUCCGAUUCAGAUGCAGAGGAAGCCUUUGAACCCAGGAGCAAGCUUCGACGCCGCUGGCUUCACCAAGCUCACUGUGCCCCGGCUAUUCGACCUUUCAGUUUUUGCCGCUGCGAUCAACCCCUCCUCGACCCAGCUUGUCAGCUACAUCGAGGGCACCCACUUGGCCCCCAGCAUCGUACCUGUUCAGCAGUCCACACCGCAAAACUUCCCGGCGGCGAAGGCACUGCCGCACUUUCAGGACGCGUCGGCUUAUGCAGCAUAUCCCACGCUUCAGCAGACUCCUGUUCAGGUAUCAAUCUCUUUGGCGACUCCGAGACCGGUCCAGUCCUCGCCGGCAGCUUUGCGAGUGCCCUUGGAACUGCACCCCCCGGCUUUGCGAGCCCCGCCAGCCGGCAUGAUGACGAGCAAGGAAAAUCAUCAGGCAUGCGAUGAGCGGAACAAGGCUCUGUUCGACCAGCUUUGCAAAUCGCAUGGGGCCUACAGCUCGGUGCUCCAGCAGCUUGAAAGUAGCCGCGAGGGUGCAGUGAUCCGGUCCCGCUUGCUGAACAAGGUUAGCGACACCACAGCCGCCCGCUACCUUCGCUCUGUUCAGCUUUUCUUUUGUGCCUUUGAGGAGCUGGGCGGCAGCAUGGAGGCCAUAGAUCAGGGCCUGUUCCUCGAUGCUUUCUUCGCUUUGUCUCGAGGUUCUGAUUCAGGCCCCCUUUCAAAUAGCAUCAACGUCCUCAAGGCGCUGCGGUGGUAUAAGAAACUUCUGGCAAUCGCUUGUAUUCCCGACCUGUAUGGCACCGCUUUCAGCUUGCUCUCCAACCCGGCCGGGCAGGAGAAACGCGAGAGUAUACCUCUCCCUUUGUCGUUCGUCGCUUUUCUUGAACGCAUGCUCCUGUGUGGCAAGGCAAGCUUGAUGGACAUGAUCUGGGCAGGAUCUUUCCUUGUGGCUAUUGGUGCUAGCCUCCGCUUUGCAGAUGCACAACACAUUCGCUGGAGCACGCUUUGCGUUAGCAGCUUCACUUUGCGAGGAAUCUGCUACAGGACAAAGACCACUAAAGGGGGAUGCCCAUGGGGCCUCCUCAGCUUUGGAGUCUUCUCGUCCUCCGAGGAAUGGGGCAUGACAUGGCUUCCCCACUGGCUUGGGGCACUGGACACAGUAUGGCGCGAGGUUCGCUCCCGCUUUGGGCCACAGCCGGAACCCGACUGUCUGUUUUUCCUUUGGAGCGAUACCGGCUUUGCACCCGCAUCCUACUCCCAAGCCCUGCAGAAGCUUCGCUACAUGCUUACACUCUCUGGUAUAGCACCGGCUCAGGCAGCGCAAUAUACGCUUCACAGCCUCAAGACCACCUUUCUGUCUUGGAUGAGUCAGCUGUCUAUACCGCUCUCUUCCCGCUUCCUGCAGGGGCACCACAAGGCUCCAGGGUCAGCUCAACUUUACUCGCGGGACGACGUGUGGCCAGCUUUGCGUGCACAGUGGCUGCUUUGGCGUUCAAUACAUGCCGGCUUUCGUCCAGCGAGACCACAGCACAGAGGCGGCCAGUCCCCGCUUGUUGAGCCACUUGUGGACACUGCAGGUUUCCAGUGGGCGGAGCACUGCCCGGACCUCCACUGCUUUUCAGUUGGCAACGAUUGUCAGUCCUUCUUAGCCCUGGAGCAGCAGGAUGGCGACCUCCGUGACGCCCGGGAACGCGUCUCUUCACUUUCCGGAGCCAAGCUUCCACCAUGUGUUCGCGCCCGUGCCCAGGUCGACCACUUCGAGGACUCCGACGCGGACGAAUCAGGCCCGGCUCGUGCCGCUUCCAGCGCUCCCCGCGAUCCGGAGGUCGAUCCCACAUGGCAAGAUGAGUCCGGUGAGGCACCCAGCCUUUCACCCAACCCGCAGCCGCUUGCUGCCCCGCCCGCUGAGGGUCUCCGGUCUAGCUGUACAGAGAUGCGCUUUAAGCCCACUUUCUUGCCUCCUUGGGUCAUGGCGAAACUUUCCCCUGAGUACGCCUUCACACUCCUCAAGACCAUGACUGACGAGGAGAAAACCCGCUUCCUCAAGCAGCUGGAGAACGAUCCGCUUCUCCCCGCAUCCACUACGAGCUCAUCUUCGGUGGAGGCACCCGCUGUGCAACCAGUCGCAGCACUUAUGGCAGACCCCAUAGGGGAAAACAUCGCCGCCGAGGAUUACAGCUUACCUUCAGUGGAGCCAGCUGCUUCACCGUCACCUCCGGCCAAAGCGGCACCCGCUUCUGUUACAGCGGACAAGCCCGAGGCCACCAACGACGACGGUGCACCCGCUUCCAGGACCCCUGCAGAUGGCGACGGGGGCAACACCGCCACUGGUGGCGGAGGCGAUGGUGUUGCCAACGCAAAACGUUGGCAACGGGAACCCGAGGUGAAAGAACCGCCGCCACGGCCGCCCUCUUCACCAAAGGCGAAUCCUUCAACACCGGCUCCGACUGGCCCUCCGCUUAAGGCCAAGAGUGUGGCAUCACCUCCGAAGCCCGCUUCGGCUUCAGGUGCACCGGCCGCACCGACUCCCAGCGCCCCUCCUGCGGCCAAGGAGAAAGCUCCUCCACCUCCGCUUGCAGAAACUGGGGCCACCGACGGCAAUGCGGGCACUGCAAGAGAGGCAACGCCCGCUACCUUCAGCGACCGCUCCAACAGCUACCACACCACCCACUUAUGCAGAGACUGUAAGCGGGCUCGUGGUAGAGAGCGUCAAGAAGCCGCUUCUCAAUGGAGCCAGGGCUAUGAAGAGUGGGGCCAGAACCAGUCCGGCUGGGACGAUCAACCCGCUUGGGGAUCCUGGAAUUGGAGUGGCCGCAACAGGCAGCACCAAUGA
Messenger RNA from Symbiodinium sp. CCMP2592, 3075 nucleotides. The record is from the annotation of a GenBank genome assembly. Lineage: Eukaryota; Dinophyceae; Suessiales; Symbiodiniaceae.